This is a messenger RNA of Salvia miltiorrhiza (redroot sage), 2082 nucleotides long. RefSeq lists its product as uncharacterized. Lineage: Eukaryota; Viridiplantae; Streptophyta; Magnoliopsida; Lamiales; Lamiaceae. Bases 1 to 2082 code for a protein of 693 amino acids. Gene Ontology annotation, molecular function: zinc ion binding. The record is from RefSeq and is a predicted model, not a curated record. The transcript has 3 exons.
AUGGAACUUUUGGGUACUUUAGAAAGUAAACAAAGAGUAUUAACAGUCUAUCUUGAGGGUGGUGAGACGAUAGAUUAUGAUGAUGCUGUCGAUUUAGGAGAUGACAUAGAAGAGCAUGGGGGUAUAGAGGGGCAGGGGGGGCAGGGUUCUGAUGAUGAGGAAGAAGAAUUAGAUGGUUUAGCAGAUGAUGAAUUAGUUUCAGAUGAUGAAGAGUAUCUACACUCUAGGAGAAAGUUAGCAAAGGUUGCAAAUAGGGCCAAUAUCUUCGAGUUGAUCGAUGAGGAUGUCUUAACAGAACAAGACUUAGGAGGGCAGGUUGAUGUAGAAUUUGAUUAUGCUAAUAGUGAGGGUGAUGUUGAUUCUUCUGACCCUAGUGAAGAGGAUGAUGUGGUUAGGGUAAGAAGGGAGAAACCAGUGUACGACCCUAAAUGCAACCAUAAGGAGUUGGAUCUGUGUCUAGGACUAAAAUUUCAAGAUGGUUGGGAAUGCAAAGCUGCAAUCCAAAUUUGGGCAAUAGAGAAUCACAAAUGUGUUCACUUUAAAAGAGUUUCAAAUGAUAAGUGUGAGGCAUUCUGUAAGUCUAGUUGUCCAUGGAGGAUUUAUGCUAGCAGGGUAAGUGGAGAUGGUGCAUUCAAGAUCAAAACCGUAGGGGGUAAGCAUAGAUGUGGAAAGGCCAUGAACAAUAAGUUGAUGAGUAGUAAUUGGAUAGCAAAGAGGUACCUCAAUGUCUUUAGGGUUAGACCUCAUCUUUCUAUGCCUGAAUUGAGGGAGGACAUAUGGCUGAGAUUUUCAACAAAAGUGCACAAGGAUAGGUUGUACAGAGCUAGGCAAAAGGCUCUUGAGCUCAUUAGAGGGACUGUGGAUGAGCACUAUGGGCUCAUUAGGAGAUAUUUGGCUGAAAAUAGGAGGGUUGACCCAGAGGGUAGAUUUGAAUUGCUCUUGGGGGAGGACCAUGUAUUCAAGGGGUUGUACAUGGGCUAUAGCUCCCUCAGGAAGGGUUUUAAGGCAGGUUGUAGGCCUGUGGUUGGGCUAGAUGGGUGUCAUUUGAAGACAUACUUAGGAGGGAUACUUCUCUGUGCUAUAGGCAAAGAUGGGAACAAUCAAAUGUAUCCCAUAGCAUGGGCAGCAGUUGAGAUUGAAAACGAGCAGUGUUGGACAUGGUUCAUGAAGUGUUUAGUUGAAGAUUUUCAAAUUGGAAGUGGUGAUGGCUGGACCUUUAUAUCAGACCAACAAAAGGGACUUGAAGCAGCUGUAAACCUUCUUGUACCAUAUGCCGAGCAUAGAAAUUGUGCUCGGCAUGUGUACAUGAACUGGAAAAAAGAUCACAAAGGCUCUAUGCUCAAGAACAUUUUCUGGAGGGCAGUGAGAGCAACUUAUUUGGAGGACUACAAACAAGCAAUUGAGGACAUGAAACAGGAAGAUGUGGCUGCAUUUCAGGACUUCAUCAAUAGGGAUGUGAAGAGAUUCUGCAAGGUAUUUCUUUCUACCAAUGUGUGCUCUGAUAUGGUGGAUAACAAUAUAUCUGAGACAUUCAAUGGAUAUAUCUUGAAUGCUAGAGGAAAACAUGUAAUACACAUGUUAGAGGAGAUCCGGAUAAGCUUGAUGGUUAGGCAGGUGAAGAAGUUAGGGGAUAUUGAGAAAGUUGAUGACAUUUUGACUCCAUUGAUUAUGCAAAAAUUGGAAAAAUUGAGUACACAAUCUAAACACUGCAUUCCUUACCCUGCAUUAGGGGGUAAGUUUGAAAUAGACAUGGAAUGUGAUAAGUUUGUAGUCAAUGUAGAAGCUAGAACAUGCACUUGUAGGGUAUGGCAGAUGGUGGGCAUUCCUUGCAUCCAUGCCAUAGCAGCCAUUGAGUUUAUGGAGCAAGACCCUGCAAAGUAUGUUAAUGACUUCUACACAGUUGUAACAUACAAAAAAGCUUACGCAUUUGGAUUAGAGCCUCUGAAUGGCCAACGGUUGUGGCCGGUUGUGGAGGGAUAUGUUGUCAAACCCCCUGCCAUCAGGAAGAUGCCAGGCAGGCCUAAGCUCAAGAGGAAGAGGGCAGCCCAUGAGGUGGAUCCGAGCAACCCAAACAAGCUUUAG